AUGUCCAUGUCCCGAAUAGAUCAUACCCCAACAAGGCCACUGGUCUUAUCCGAGUUACCGUCUGGUGUUCCGCCAGACGGGUUCUGUCAGCAGCUCGAUCUGAUUGUCCGACUGGUGUAUAUCAUGACGGGAGAAUGUCCUCUGGACGUGUCGCGGAAACAGGUGAUCCAUUUCUUCAAGCCCAUCUCUGCCUAUGCUGGGUAUCUAUCUAUCACUGCCUGGCUGUUUGCUCAGAUCCCUCAGGUUAUCAAAAACUACUCAGAGAAGUCAGUUGACGGGCUUUCACUCGGGUUUCUAUGCUGCUGGUUUGCUGGAGACCUGCUGAACUUUGUGAGCUGUUUGAUGACGGAUGCUUUGCUAUUCCAGAUCCUGCUCAGCUCGUAUUAUCUCAUCAUCGACAUAGUUCUGGCUGGGCAGUUUUACUACUACAGUCAACUGUAUCACAAUCCUCAAUCCCGCUUUUACCAUCAAAGACGUGCCAAGAGGCUCGGCGAAAUCAAGACUCCUCGAACAGCGCUCCGAACGGCAUUGAACGGCCAUCCCGUGCGCGAGAUCGACGCAGACUCCAGCGAUCGCGCCUACGUUCCUGCAGAACACAUAUCUUCCCCUAUUCCAAUAGAGAGUCAGCAUCAACCAAACAAACUCAACAUAACCAACAGCAUCACAAAGCUGAUAAGCUCGAGCUUCAUCAUGGGGUUCAGCAGGGCCGAAGCUGCCCCGAUCAGCACGCCAACGUCCUCACCGGAUAAGACCAACAACUCUGCAUUACUAAAAGUUUUACACGCAUUAUCCACGCUCUCCGUGCACCAAGUGGGAACUAUCCUGGCCUGGUGCUGCACUUUCUUAUACAUCAGUUCCAGAUUUCCGCAAAUAUUGACCAAUAACAAGCUCAAGUCGACGCGUGGUAUUUCUCCCAAGUUUGUGAUAUGCGCGCUUCUGGGUAACUUGUGCUACUCGAUGUCUCUGGCAACGUGCAAAAGCUCGCUCAGUGGCGGAGAUACGUCACGCGAGUUCUGGCGGGCCGAGCUCAGCUACCUUUUGGGGGCCAUGGGCACCGUGGCUCUGGACUGUACGUUGCUCCUACAAUGGUACCGAUGGGAUUACAAGAGAGAUACCGUGAAUGUGCCCGAAAUAGAAGCACCCGCUGCUAGAAGAGAAAGCACUUCUGUGGAGAACUACAUCAAACUGAAAAAGUCAAAGUCGCCUGCUACAGGGACAGCAUACAUAAAGAUUCCGAUGUCCCCGCAUCACGUUCGGAAACUGAGCGAGAACACGCCACUGUCGCCUAUAGACUUUCUCCUGGACGAUUAUAUGGCGAACGCACAACUUUACAAGGGCAAGAAACAGUUCGAUGAGGUUUUGAAGCUGUCAAACUACGGAUCGAUAUCUUAA
Messenger RNA from Ogataea angusta, 1392 nucleotides. RefSeq lists its product as uncharacterized. The record is from RefSeq and is a predicted model, not a curated record. The coding region runs from base 1 to 1392 and encodes 463 amino acids. The transcript has a single exon. NCBI's taxonomy places the organism in Eukaryota, Fungi, Ascomycota, Pichiomycetes, Pichiales, Pichiaceae.